CCAUCGCUCUCGUCUCGCGCGUCCCUGUCUGCAGGAAUCCACUUCGAUUCAAGCCACACCCCACCCCGCAAUGCUGCUGCUGCUGCUGCUGCUGCAUAAAAGCAACUCUUCCUUCCCUUCCCCGUCCGUCGCGCUAUCUCCUUCCCAGUUCCUCACCCUCAUCGCACCACAGCUCCAAGCAGCUUGGACCAAGCUCUAGAAGAGAGGAAAUUCAGAAGCGAGAGUCGCAGUUAUCAGUCACAGCAGCUGUGCUGUGGGCUGUGGCCAUGCUCAGCUUCUGCUCCCCUUCGAUAAGCCGCCGGAUUCCAUUUCCAAGCUCUGCAAACGAACGAACAAGGAGGCAAUCAAAGCGUGCACUCUGACUGAAUCGAACACAAACUGAUUGCCCGCUCAUCGAUGCUUGUGGUGCUGAUCUGAGCGAUGAACCAGUUCGUCCCUGAUUGGAGCAACAUGGGAGACACCUCCAGGCCGCUCGGAGAAGACGAUGACCUCAUUGAGCUGCUCUGGUGCAACGGCCAUGUCGUCAUGCAGAGCCAGACCCACCGGAAGGUGCCGCCGAGGCCCGAGAAGCAGGCUGCGGUGGUGGCGCCUGCGCCACCAGCUCCCGCGUCGGUGCCGCAGGAAGACGAGGGCGGCCUAUGGUUCCCCUUCGCGCUGGCCGACUCGCUCGACAAGGACAUCUUCUCCGAGUUCUUCUACGAGGCACCGGCACCGGCAGCGGUGGCUGCGGCGGCGGCACCGGUGGCGCCGGUGGCCUCUGGUGGCGUUGGCACCGAAACCGACGCCGGCAAGUCGUGCAGGGACGACGUUCCAGCGGGGGCCGACAGGCGCGGGGCGUGCCCGGUGGUGUCCGAGGACCCGUGCGACCUGAUGCCACCGCCCAAGUCGACGCCCGCGUCCUGCUCCAGGCAGCAGACCAUGAGCCUGCCCAACGGCGGCGGCGACAAUGCCGGCGACCUCUCGGACCUCGUCGUCCGGGCGGGGAGCGCGGGGAAGUCGGCUGCGGCGGCGGCGGCGGUGGCGGAGGCCGGCGCGUCGUCGAUGUUGAGCGCGAUCGGGUCGAGCAUCUGCGGGAGCAACCAGGUGCUGGUGCAGCGCGCGGUGGGCGCGCCGGGUCGCGCGUCGGGCUCCGGCUCCGGCACCGCGAACGCGAACGCCAUGGGCGGCGGCAGGGGCAACGAGGCGUCCUCGUCGGGCCGGUCCACCUACUGCUUCGGCACCGCCACCACCACGACGACGACGACGACGACGACUGAGCCGACGAGCACCAGCAACCGGAGCAGCAAGCGCAAGCGGCUCGACACCGAGGACUCGGAGAGCCCCAGCGAGGACGCGGAGUCGGAGUCCGCCGCCAUGUUGGCGCGCAAGCCGCCGCAGAAGAUGACGACGGCGCGGAGGAGCCGCGCCGCCGAAGUGCACAACCUCUCGGAGAGGAGGAGACGGGACAGGAUAAACGAGAAGAUGAGAGCCCUGCAAGAGCUCAUACCUCACUGCAACAAGACGGACAAGGCGUCAAUGCUUGACGAGGCGAUCGAGUACCUCAAGUCGCUGCAGCUGCAAGUGCAGGCAACAUGCAUCCAGAUGAUGUGGAUGGGCAGCGGCAUCGCGGCGCCGCCGGCGGUGAUGUUCCCGGGCGUGCACCAGUACCUGUCGCGGAUGGGCGUCGGGAUGGGCCCGGCGGCGGCGAUGCCGUCCAUGCCGCGGCUGCCGUUCAUGGCCGCCCCGCAGCCGGUGGUGCCGCCCAACGCGCAGGUGAACCCGGUGCCGGGCUACCGAGGCCACCACCACAUGCCGGCGGCGGUGGGCAUGGCGGAGCCGUACGGGCACUACCUCGGCGUCAACCACCUGCAGCCGCCGCCGUCGCAGCACUACGCGCAGGGCGUGGGCUACUACCCGCCGCCGCUGGGGGCGAAGGCCGUGCAACAGCAGGCUCCAGAGCUUCAUCACGUGCCAGGCCCCGGUGCCAGCAUGCCGGCCGGCGCCGGCGCCGCCGCGCCCGGAGUGCUGCUCCCAGAGAGCGCGCCAAGCAGAGGACCAGGUACGGAUACGAUGCCAUGCGCUCUGCUCUUCUCCUCAUCUUCUGCUUCUGGGAUGGAUCACAGGCUCGCAACAACAAAGGGUGACUAACCAAAAAGGACAAAUCACAUGGCUGGGCUGAUGUUUAAUUAAUUUGACAAGUAUGAAAGAAAAAAAAUAGACUGCACAGAAGGAAAAGCUGAUGAAAUAACAGGGGGCAUUUUCUUUAGCAGCCCUAUUUUGGGAUCUGUGCGGAAAUUUAGCAAGGGAUUGAUCUCUUAACAGAUUGUACUUAGCAUGAUUUUUUUUAGUUGGAACCAUGCUAACUAUAGUCUUUAGUUUAUCUUCUCAAUUCUUGGGUUGAGAUGGGUACACGUAGCUGAGACGGCUAAAGAGCCGGUGCUUCUGUUUUGCUGUCUCUGCUAGAUUCAAAGCAAAUGAGAAGUUCAUGAGCUUAUUAUGAAAACACCAAAAGCAACUGUAAUUGUUGGUGUUUUAUGAGUUGUGCAGUUACCAUUGUAUAUAAUAGAAGCGCUCAAAGAGCAAAUAUUUUUGUUCUUGUGCUACUGAGAAAGUUUUUUUCCCUUUACUGCUGAUCCGGCUUGUAUUUACUA
Sorghum bicolor (sorghum) is the source of this 2630-nucleotide messenger RNA. RefSeq names its product transcription factor PIF1. The transcript has 9 exons. Lineage: Eukaryota; Viridiplantae; Streptophyta; Magnoliopsida; Poales; Poaceae. Bases 421 to 2127 code for a protein of 568 amino acids. Gene Ontology annotation, molecular function: protein dimerization activity. Gene Ontology annotation, cellular component: nucleus. The record is from RefSeq and is a predicted model, not a curated record.